GGAGGGGCUGGCGUUGCGGCCGACCCAGACGGAGAAGAAUUUCGUCCACGCGGUCUACGAGACUAUCGCCCCUCACUGGAACCACACCCGUGCCAUCAGGCGCGUGCAUUGGCCCCGUGUGCUCGCCUUCUUGAACGCCCUCCCGGCGCAUGCAUUGAUC
Molecule: messenger RNA, 160 nt
Organism: Nannochloropsis gaditana CCMP526
Exons: 2
Source: RefSeq, a predicted model, not a curated record